This is a messenger RNA of Zasmidium cellare ATCC 36951, 894 nucleotides long. RefSeq lists its product as uncharacterized. The transcript has 4 exons. NCBI's taxonomy places the organism in Eukaryota, Fungi, Ascomycota, Dothideomycetes, Mycosphaerellales, Mycosphaerellaceae. Gene Ontology annotation, cellular component: nucleus; NuA4 histone acetyltransferase complex; Rpd3S complex. Bases 1 to 894 code for a protein of 297 amino acids. The record is from RefSeq and is a predicted model, not a curated record. Gene Ontology annotation, biological process: regulation of DNA-templated transcription; chromatin organization.
AUGUCUGCCGGCAGUCACGGCGAGCUUCUCUACGAAGCCAAAGUCCUCGACAGCAAAGUCAAGGACCCCAACGACAAGAAGGACGGCUAUGUCUACCGCGUUCACUACAAGGGCUGGAAGAACACCUGGGACGACUGGGUACCGCAAGAACGCAUCCGCAAGCUCAGUGAGGAGAACAAGGAGCUCGCCUCCAAUCUCAAGAAAGACAUGGACGCACAGCGCCGUGCCGCCUCGGGCAAGCCUCCGUCCAUGACCAUGACUUCCAAGAAGCGGCCAUUUGGCUCCGACCUGACCGGUUCCUCAGCACGUGGGAGCGAGGACAGGAGCUCUGAGGAGGAAUUCGUCCGCCGACCCGCAGUCCGCCUCUUCAUCCCCGAUACCCUCAAAUCGAUCCUCGUAGACGACUGGGAAAAGGUCACCAAAGAGCAAAAGCUCGUACCCAUGCCCGCCCCAACGCCCGUCGCCCAAUUCCUCGACGACUACUACCGCGCCGAGAGCGCCAAUCGUCGGCGGGGCUCCGCAGACGCCGAUCUUCUCGAAGAAGUCAUCGCUGGCGUCAAGGAGUACUUCAACCGUUCUCUUGGUCGCAUCCUUCUCUACCGUUUCGAGCGUCCGCAGUUCUACGAUGUGCACAAGUGGAUUGAGUCUGGUCAUGGCGAGCAUGCUGGCAAGACCCUCUGCGAUAUGUACGGCUGCGAGCAUCUUCUUCGUCUCUUCGUCUCCAUGCCUGACCUCAUCGCCCACACCAACAUGGACUCCCAGGGUGUCAGCCGCCUCCGUGAGGAGCUCUCCAAGAUGACUCAAUGGCUGGCGAAGCGUGCCGAGAAAUAUCUCUCAGCUGAGUACGAGCAUGCCGGCCAAGACUACCUUGACAAGGCGAAGAAUGGCGCUUAG